UGUAUAGUGAACACCCAUUUGGCGCCGCAUUACGAGAAUCUGGACCAACGGAUCGCCGAUUACAACACUAUAGUCGACGGCCAGUACUUCUGGAGCAACAAAAAACCAAAUAUCUUAAGUCACGAUUACGUCCUAUGGAUGGGUGACCUGAACUUCCGGAUCGACGAGUUGACCGGCGAUGAGAUACACGACAUUAUCGUCAAAGCCGCGCAAACUAGCGGCGGAUCAAAUUGUGAUAAUAAUAAAUAUAAGCGACUCUUAGACGAGGAUCAGCUAAAUCGCGUCCGUCUGGAGGGCCGGGCGUUCAGUGAGUUCACCGAAACGGCGCCGACAUUCGCGCCGACCUAUAAAUUCUUUGUCAAUACCGAUGAAUACGACUAUAAGUCACGUAAGCCGGCCUUCACUGACCGUAUUUUAUACCGCUUUACGGCCAACGCCUACGAGAAUACAACACUUGAUUUACAACAACUCAAUUAUACAUCUCAUCCGCAAUACAAACAAUCGGAUCACAAACCGGUGUCCGCUCUCUUCCACCUCAAGACACGACAAUUAGUGCUGCAGUCGAUACGCAAGAAGCGUCGGGUCGGCUGUUUGGGACCGACGAGAGUGGCGCGAGAUGUGGAGGACAGCAGCGAUCAGAACAGCGGCGCCGAAGACAAUACCGUUGACAUUGAUCGACAAAUACACGUUACAUUCCGGCCAAUCAGUGACUGGAGGGUCAAUCGGGACGCCAUCGCCUGGUUUACUAUUACUCCCAACGAUGACAGCGCGGUGGACACCAUAGCACCGUGGGAUUGCAGCACUAAUUUCGUGUCU
Molecule: messenger RNA, 816 nt
Organism: Medioppia subpectinata
Lineage: Eukaryota; Metazoa; Arthropoda; Arachnida; Sarcoptiformes; Oppiidae
Source: the annotation of a GenBank genome assembly